Messenger RNA from Enhydra lutris kenyoni (northern sea otter), 5941 nucleotides. It is a transcript of the gene UPF2, whose product is annotated as UPF2, regulator of nonsense mediated mRNA decay. Gene Ontology annotation, molecular function: RNA binding; protein binding. NCBI's taxonomy places the organism in Eukaryota, Metazoa, Chordata, Mammalia, Carnivora, Mustelidae. The transcript is spliced from 22 exons. The record is from RefSeq and is a predicted model, not a curated record. Bases 843 to 4658 code for a protein of 1271 amino acids. Gene Ontology annotation, cellular component: cytoplasm; exon-exon junction complex. Gene Ontology annotation, biological process: nuclear-transcribed mRNA catabolic process, nonsense-mediated decay.
AAGGCAGGGAUGCUGCAAACAUAAAGUGCACAAAAUAGUGUCAGUAUCCUCCCUUCCCCCACCAAAACUCCCAAAGAAUUAGCUUGCCUGAAAUGGUAGUAGUGCCAAGCCUGAGAAAUCCUGAGCUGGUGGCUACUGUAUUGGCAGAUGUAGACAGAAUAUACAGAUUUUGUAAACAUCAUUAUGUUUAUUAAUAGAUUAAUUUUGACUAGUACUAAUGAAAAGAUUAAAAGUCUAGUAUAAUUUGAGAUAGUUGAUGGUUUCUGUAUUCGAAAGUUUGAUAAGGUUAGAAUGAUAACGUGAAAUCUGUCUUCUGUCGUCUCUUUUGUCAUGUCAGUUCAUUUAUAGGAGGCAAGAGCUUAUGUUCCAACUUAAAAACUUCUAUUCCAUGUUGUGUGAAAUAUGUCACCAGCACCUCCUAACAGAUGUGAAAUGUUGGGAUUAAAACGGAUUGAAAAUAUUCUCAGAUACAUACUGAAGUAUUUAAUUGAAUGUUAUGUUUUGUAGUUGCUAAUGGUUGAAUUUGGGUAGUGAGUAUGUGGAGGUUGGUUAUAUUGCGCUCUAUACUUUUGUUUGUGUUUCAGUUUUUCCUUAAUAAAAAGUAAAAAAAUACUUAGAUGAGGUGUAACUAAUAAAGAUAGGAUGUGGAGUGUAACCAAGAAAUUAUUUUUAUCACAGAAAUAGUGUUCAUUUUGCAUGCAUUUAUUUAAUCUUCCACAACAAUUUCAUUAAUAUGUUCUGUUUAGAAAACAGUGUCACAUUACUAAAAGUCACUGCAUCUACAAUAGUACAAAGAAUACUGACAUUCUUUUUUACUCUUACAGAUUGUUCUGGGUAACAUAAUGCCAGCUGAGCGUAAAAAGCCAGCAAGUAUGGAAGAAAAAGAAACUUUACUAAACAACAAGGAAAAAGACUGCAGUGAAAGGCGGCCAGUGAGUAGCAGGGAGAAACCAAAAGAUGAGAUCAAGCUUACUGCCAAGAAGGAGGUUAUUAAGGUCCCUGAAGAUAAAAAGAAGAAACUGGAAGAAGAUAAGAGAAAAAAAGAAGACAAGGACCGAAAGAAAAAAGAAGAAGAAAAGGUGAAGGCAGAGGAAGAAUUAAAGAAAAAAGAGGAAGAAGAAAAAAAGAAACAUGAAGAGGAAGAGAAAAAGAAGCAAGAAGAGCAGGCAAAACGUCAGCAAGAAGAAGAAGCUGCCCAGUUGAAAGAGAAAGAGGAAUCCCUUCAGCUUCAUCAGGAAGCCUGGGAACGACAUCAGUUAAGGAAGGACCUUCGUAGCAAAAACCAAAAUGCUCCAGACAACCGACCAGAGGAAAAUUUCUUCAGCCGACUAGACUCAAGUUUGAAGAAAAAUACUGCUUUUGUCAAGAAACUAAAAACUAUUACGGAACAACAGAGAGACUCCUUGUCCCAUGAUUUUAAUGGCCUAAAUUUAAGCAAAUACAUUGCAGAAGCUGUAGCUUCUAUUGUGGAAGCAAAGCUAAAAAUAUCUGAUGUGAACUGUGCUGUGCACUUGUGCUCUCUCUUUCACCAGCGUUAUGCCGACUUCGCUCCAUCACUUCUUCAGGUUUGGAAAAAACAUUUUGAAGCGAGGAAAGAAGAGAAAACGCCUAACAUUACCAAGUUAAGAACUGAUUUGCGUUUCAUUGCAGAAUUGACAAUAGUUGGGAUUUUCACUGAUAAGGAAGGUCUUUCCUUAAUCUAUGAACAGCUAAAAAAUAUUAUUAAUGCUGAUCGGGAAUCCCAUACUCAUGUUUCUGUGGUGAUUAGUUUUUGUCGACAUUGUGGAGAUGAUAUAGCUGGACUUGUGCCACGGAAAGUGAAGAGUGCUGCAGAGAAGUUUAAUUUGAGUUUUCCUCCUAGUGAGAUAAUUAGUCCAGAGAAACAACAACCUUUCCAGAAUCUUUUAAAAGAAUACUUUACAUCUUUGACCAAACACCUGAAAAGGGACCACAGGGAGCUUCAGAAUACUGAGAGACAAAACAGGCGUAUUCUCCAUUCUAAAGGGGAGCUAAGUGAAGAUAGACAUAAACAGUAUGAGGAAUUUGCUAUGUCAUAUCAGAAGCUGCUGGCAAAUUCUCAAUCCUUAGCAGACCUCUUGGAUGAAAAUAUGCCAGAUCUUCCUCAAGACAAACCAACACCAGAAGAGCAUGGGCCUGGAAUUGAUAUUUUUACACCUGGUAAGCCUGGAGAAUAUGACUUGGAAGGUGGUAUAUGGGAAGAUGAAGAUGCUCGGAAUUUUUAUGAAAACCUCAUUGAUUUGAAAGCUUUUGUUCCAGCCAUCUUGUUUAAAGAUAAUGAGAAAAGUUGUCAGAAUAAAGAUUCCAACAAAGAUGAUUCCAAAGAGACAAAAGAACCUAAAGAUAAUAAGGAAGUAUCAAAUCCUGAUGAUUUGGAACUUGAGUUGGAGAAUCUAGAAAUUAAUGAUGACACCUUGGAGUUAGAGGGUGGAGAUGAAGCUGAGGAUCUCACAAAGAAACUUCUUGACGAGCAAGAACAAGAGGAUGAAGAAGCCAGCACUGGAUCUCAUCUCAAGCUCAUAGUAGAUGCUUUCCUCCAGCAGUUGCCCAACUGUGUCAACCGAGAUCUGAUAGACAAGGCAGCAAUGGAUUUUUGCAUGAACAUGAAUACAAAAGCGAAUAGGAAGAAGUUGGUACGGGCACUCUUUAUAGUUCCCAGACAAAGGUUGGAUUUGCUACCAUUUUAUGCAAGAUUGGUUGCUACAUUGCAUCCCUGCAUGUCUGAUGUAGCAGAGGAUCUUUGUUCCAUGCUGAGGGGGGAUUUCAGAUUUCAUGUACGAAAAAAGGACCAGAUCAAUAUUGAAACAAAGAACAAAACUGUUCGUUUUAUUGGAGAAUUAACUAAAUUUAAGAUGUUCACAAAAAAUGAUACAUUACAUUGUUUAAAGAUGCUUCUAUCAGACUUUUCCCAUCACCAUAUUGAAAUGGCAUGUACUCUACUAGAAACCUGUGGAAGAUUUCUUUUCAGAUCACCAGAAUCACACCUGAGGACCAGUGUACUUUUGGAGCAAAUGAUGAGAAAGAAACAAGCAAUGCACCUCGACGCAAGAUAUGUUACAAUGGUGGAGAAUGCAUAUUACUACUGCAACCCACCUCCAGCUGAAAAAACAGUGAAAAAGAAACGUCCUCCUCUCCAGGAAUAUGUCCGGAAACUUUUGUACAAGGAUCUCUCCAAAGUUACCACUGAGAAGGUUUUGAGACAGAUGCGAAAGUUGCCCUGGCAGGACCAAGAAGUGAAAGACUAUGUUAUUUGUUGUAUGAUAAAUAUCUGGAAUGUGAAAUAUAAUAGUAUUCAUUGUGUAGCCAACCUCUUAGCAGGAUUGGUCCUCUACCAAGAAGAUGUUGGAAUCCAUGUUGUGGAUGGAGUUUUAGAAGAUAUUCGAUUAGGAAUGGAGGUUAACCAGCCUAAAUUUAAUCAGAGACGUAUCAGCAGUGCCAAGUUCUUAGGGGAACUUUAUAAUUAUCGAAUGGUGGAAUCAGCUGUUAUUUUUAGAACUCUUUAUUCUUUUACUUCAUUUGGUGUUAACCCAGAUGGCUCUCCAAGUUCGCUAGAUCCUCCUGAACACCUUUUCAGAAUUAGACUAGUGUGCACUAUUUUGGAUACCUGCGGCCAGUACUUUGACAGAGGUUCCAGUAAACGAAAACUUGAUUGCUUCCUUGUAUACUUUCAGCGUUAUGUUUGGUGGAAGAAAAGUUUGGAGGUUUGGACAAAAGACCAUCCAUUUCCUAUUGACAUAGAUUACAUGAUCAGUGAUACAUUAGAACUGCUAAGACCAAAGAUCAAACUCUGUAACUCUCUGGAAGAAUCCAUCAGGCAGGUACACGACUUGGAACGAGAAUUCUUAAUAAAACUAGGCCUAGUAAAUGACAAAGAUUCAAAAGAUUCCAUGACAGAAGGAGAAAACCUUGAAGAGGAUGAAGAAGAAGAAGAAGGAGGAGCUGAAACAGAAGAACAAUCUGGAAAUGAAAGUGAAGUAAAUGAACCAGAAGAAGAGGAGGGUUCUGAUAAUGAUGAUGAUGAAGGUGAGGAGGAAGAGGAAGAGAAUACUGAUUACCUUACAGACUCCAAUAAAGAAAAUGAAACUGAUGAAGAAAAUACUGAGGUAAUGAUUAAGGGAGGUGGACUUAAGCACGUACCUUGUGUGGAAGAUGAGGACUUCAUUCAAGCUCUGGAUAAAAUGAUGCUGGAAAAUCUUCAGCAACGAAGUGGCGAAUCUGUUAAAGUGCACCAACUAGAUGUUGCUAUUCCCUUGCAUCUCAAAAGCCAGCUGAGGAAAGGGCCUCCACUCGGUGGUGGGGAGGGAGAGGCAGAGUCUGCAGACACAAUGCCGUUUGUCAUGUUAACAAGAAAAGGCAAUAAACAGCAGUUUAAGAUCCUUAAUGUACCGAUGUCUUCCCAACUUGCUGCAAAUCACUGGAACCAGCAACAGGCAGAACAAGAAGAAAGGAUGAGAAUGAAAAAGCUCACUUUAGAUAUCAAUGAGCGGCAAGAGCAAGAAGAUUAUCAAGAAAUGCUGCAGUCUCUUGCCCAGCGCCCAGCUCCAGCAAACACCAAUCGGGAGCGGCGGCCUCGUUACCAACAUCCAAAGGGAGCACCUAAUGCGGAUCUAAUCUUUAAGACUGGUGGGAGGAGACGUUGAUCCAGCAGCACGUGUCAUUUCAUUAGGUCCUGUAUCUGAUGUUGUGGAUAGUGGAGUCCUCCAGCAAUUGAAUGAGAGCAGUGGACACAUCUCAGCAUGUCGGUCUAGAGAGUUGCGAAUCCAAACCUGGGACAGGCUGGGGCCGUGAGGCGGGAACAGCAGCCUCUGCCAACACCGGAACAAGCCGAAGCUUCCAGAUAAGGCGUAAAGGCCUUUUGUAAUGGAAAUCACGUGAGGGUUACUCUUCUCUUGUGAAUGGCGGUCAAGAAAUGAGAUGGUUAACUUGACUACAGAGCAGUUACACCAAGAAGAGCGUCAACGAGAUGACUGAGCCAGAGAAGAAACGGUUGUGAUGGUAAUGGUAUGGGGGAAAUGAACUUGAGUUUUAAAUUUGAUUUGAGUUACAGUGUCUCUGAAUUGAAUAUCCCAUGUUGGAAGAAGAUACAUUUGGGGGCUCCAGGACUGCAGUAGAAAAGUAUAGAGCAAGCAGUAAAACCUUCUAGUAAAAACUUACAUGCAGGACAACAAAAUGAUGAAAGAUAACCAAAUACCAGAUAAUCCACCAGGAAGGCUUUUGUUUAGGAAUUUGUUUCAAGAGGAACAAGGGAUGAGGGAGAAAAAUCAGUUUUAUCCAUCAGAGUCAGUAAUACAAAAUUGCCUACUAGGGUAAAAGAAAAAUGUGAAGACUUCUACUACACAAAGAGCAGGAGUUCAGAUGGCUUAGAGGAAUCUGACACCAGCCCAAGAACAGGGAGAGUUGAGCCCAUUGUAAGUAUCAUAGAAAACAAACAGCGUACCAGUCAGCAUGUCACAGAAAAUGGAUGAAGGACAACAAGGAAAGGGGAUCAGAAGAUUUUGUUGACCUUCAUGGGUUUACAGCCUCUGUCUUUAAAGAAAGUAUGGAAACAGUAGAGCUUUUAUUUUGCAUUUGUUUUUGUUUUGUUUUGUUUUGUUUUCCCCCCCACUAAAUAGAAAUGAGGGUUCUUAGUCUGUUUCUGGCAAUCUGUUAAUUUAUUAGGAUAGUUGUCUUUCGUUUGCUUUCCGAUAGGCAUAGUAAAUUUAGUUAAAGAGCACAUCUGUAUGCUACAACUUGAUUACAUCUUUUUUUUCUAGCUAUUUUGCAUUUUUUUCUUUUACCAUGUUUCAGUUUCUGCAUGUAGAAUUAAAUAAGAACAAAACUUGUAAAGUUGUAACAUUUCACAUGGAAAUGCUGCCCGAUCUUCACCAGCUUCAGAAAUCUGACCUUUGCCGAUGCUGCAAUAAAGUGUUGUAAUUUAGAUUUG